UGACGCUGUAUCUCACGGCUCCACGCUCUGCCUCUCUAGCUUCUUCUCUUCCAAUCCAACCACAAGAAACAGACAGCUGCUAAACAAAACCAUACCCACAAGAGAGAAGAAACAGUAUUACAAAUUUUCAAUCCAACUCGGCGGCACACCCACCACCUCAAAUCAGCGGCGCUUCUUCUCUUCCAAUCCAACUCGGCGGCGCCACCCACAAUCUUCAGAGGUGACGGUGAUUUCUCCCGCCUUUCUUGAUGGACUUACAAGAAGUGUACCAAUCAAGAAAAAGAGAAAUUAUAAGAAUGAUGUUGGAAGGGAAAUUGCUGAAAAAUUGGCAAAGGAAGCAAAGAAGAAUGAGCUGAUAUUGAGUUCUUCAGGCACUAUCAAGAGCCUUGGGUGACUACUGCCUGAAGGAAUUUGGGGUUAUUUCUGUGCCAGAUGUGACAUAAAGGAACAUAACUAGUAGAGAUAAAUUGGUCAUAUUGGCAACAUAUGGGCUAUGGGAAGUUAUUUCCAACCAAGAAGCUGUACAGAUUGUUUCUUUAGCAUCUGUUAAUGAAAAGUUAGCUUAAAGGCUGGUGGACAACAUCUCAGCUAUUUUUGCCUCUUCUUUCACACUUCAACCUCUCAACCAAUCAACCCUAUUCAAGUCUCAAAACAGGUUGCAUGAGAAAAGCUAGGUGGUGUAAACCCUUAUCUGAGCAAACUCUUAAAAGGGUACCUGUUAACCAGAUCACGCAAACCCACUAGAUAAUGAUUUAGUAUUUGAAUUUUCAGCCAAUUCUUCUUUCUUCUUCUUCUUUCAACUGUUACAUGGGUGUGAGUGCCGCCUCUAUACUCAACCACAUUCUUUACAGCCGAACCCACAAGCCCCAAACUCAACCUACUAGCGCCAAAGCCUUAACCAACACCAUCUUCACUCACCUCAAAGCGGGUCGUCUCCAAAAAGCUGUCUCCAUUCUCUUUGCUGCUCCAGUACUUUUCCCUUAUUCCCUUUAUGCCAGUCUCUUCCAAAUUUGUGUUUCUAAUCAUGCCAUUGUUGAAGCUCGGAAGGUCGAGUCCCAUCUGGUCACCUUCUCCCCUACACCACCAGUGUUUCUCCUGAACCGAGCGAUUGAGACUUAUGGUAAAUGUGGAUGUUUAGUUGAUGCAAGGGAGCUGUUUGAGGAAAUGCCUCAAAGAGAUGGGGGGUCUUGGAAUGUGAUGAUUACGUCGUAUACACAAGGUGGGUAUCCUGAGAAAGCCUUGUCAUUGUUUUCGGACAUGAAUAGAUCAGGAGUUUAUGCGAGUGAGGUCACUUUUGCAAGUGUUCUUGGGUCUUGUGGUGCAACGUUGGCACUUUGUCUUUCGAGACAGGUUCAUGGGCUUAUUGUGAAAUAUGGGUUUGUUGGGAAUGUAAUUUUGGAGAGUUCACUUGUUGAUGUAUAUGGCAAAUGCCAGGUUAUCAAAGAUGGCCAAAGAAUGUUUGAUGAGAUUAAAAAUCCAACUGCUGUUUCUUGGAAUGUGAUUGUGAGGCGGUAUCUUGAGAUGGAUGAUGGAACAAAGGCGGUCUUUAUGUUUUUUAAGAUGUUCCAGACUGCUGUUAGGCCCUUCAACUUUACAUUCUCUAAUGCACUUAUUGCUUGCUCAAGUAUAUCUGCACUAAAGGAGGGGAAGCAAAUUCAUGGAGCUGCAAUUAAAAUAGGUCUUGAAGAUGAUGAGGUUGUUUCAAGUCCUCUCAUGGAUAUGUAUAUCAAGUGUGGGAAAUUAGAGAAUGCUCAUAGGGUGUUUGAACAACUAAGUUCAAAAGAUUUAAUUUCUUGGACUUCAAUUGUGUCAGGGUAUGCUAUUAGUGGGAAAACUAGGGAGGCAAGGGAGCUUUUUGAUCAGAUGCCUGAACGCAAUGUGAUAUCUUGGAAUGCAAUGUUGGCAGGGUAUGCCCGUUCCCUCCAAUGGGAAGAGGCUCUGGACUUGGUAUUUUUAUUGCGCAAUGCAACUAAAGAUAUUGACUAUGUCACAAUUGGGUUAAUAUUAAAUGUGUGUGCUGGGCUUUUAGAUGUUGAAAUGGGGAAACAGGUCCACGGUUUUAUAUACCGAAAUGGUUUCCUUUCCAAUCUCGUUGUUGGCAAUGCCCUUCUUGACAUGUAUGGUAAAUGUGGUAACUUAAGAAGUGCCAGAGUUUGGUUUUACCUAAUAAUAAGUCAAUGGAGGGAUAGUGUUUCUUGGAAUGCUUUAUUGACUAGCUAUGCUCGUCACGGCCUUAGUGAACAAGCAAUGACAAUAUUUUCAGAGAUGCAAUGGGAGACAAGACCAAGCAAGUUCACGUUUGGAACCCUUUUGGCUGCUUGUGCAAAUACUUUUUCUCUUGAGCAUGGCAAACAAAUUCAUGGAUUUAUGAUUAGAAAUGGUUAUGAGAUGGAUGUUGUGAUCAGAGGAGCUUUAGUAGACAUGUACUCAAAAUGUCGUUGUCUUGAGUAUGCUCUCGUAGUUUUUUUAGAGUCAGCGUCACGGGAUGUAAUUCUUUGGAACUCCAUAAUUUUUGGAUGUUCUCACAACCGAAAAGGUAGGGUGAUACUUGAAUUGUUUGGGUUGAUGGAGGAGGAAGGUGUAAAAGCAGAUCAUGUCACAUUUCAAGGUAUUUUGCUUGCUUGUAUAUAUGAAGGCCUAGUUGAGUUGGGAACACAGUAUUUUUAUUCAAUGAGCAAUAAGUACUAUGUCAUGCCUCGGUUGGAGCACUAUGAGUGUAUGAUUGAACUCUAUAGUCGGUAUGGGCACAUAAAUGAGCUGGAGAAAUUCAUUAAGAGGAUGCCUUUUGAACUCACUGUUCCAAUGUUGACAAAAGUCUUUGAUGCUUGUAGAAAAUAUGAAUGCUUGAGGUUGGGAGAGUGGGCUACUAAACGACUUAAUGAAUUGAAUCCUUCAAUGGAACUAAAAUUUCAAAUCAUGGACAGGGAGAGGAAGUAAUCACUGUAAAUUAAGAUUGAAAGUCUCUUGGAUUGGCCAAGUGUUUUUUAUUCCCUUCUCAAAUGGAAGCUAGUGGAGUGUGACAGUGGUGGGGGGAUGAUAAGGAUUUGGAAGACAACCUAGUGGAUAUGUGGAGAACUUUUAGGGUAUCGGAGGUGGAAGGGACUGCUAUACUAUUGGUGGAGACAAAACCCAAAGCACUGAAAGAGAAGGGUCAAUUUAGUCUGCUGGCUAAGCUUUUCACUUAUAAGAGAUUUAUUGGGAAAACCUGAAAACAACUCUAUGCAACCUGUGGAACCCUAAAAGAGGUGUAAAAUGUAAAGAGUUAGUGACAACCUUUUACUCUCUGCUUUCAACGAUAGAUAUGAUUCGGUGAGAUUCGUAAGAAUGAGCCCUUGGUAGCAGACUUUGUAACUUCUAAGUGAAGAGGUUUUUGAUUUCUUGAGGGGGGAGAUGACACAACAGAAGAUCAAAGAUCUUAAACAAUCAUUGAACUGUUUUGGUGGAAGGUUAAUGCAAAUCAACAAUUGGCUUUGCUUUGUUGAGUAUAUUAGCCUCAGCUGCUCUAUAUUUGCACUCACUAGCAGUUUCUCAUUCUUCCCUCUCUCACUCACGGUCAGCAGCUCCUGAAGUAGUUGUAAGCAGUGGCAAAACAACUUUCUGUUAUAGGUGAGUGCUUCUCUUUUUUUUUUUUGGUUUCAUACCUGAAUGCAUCAUUGCUGUAUAUUUUCGUUUUCUUGGAUUUCGUUUCAUGGAAUUAUAUUUCUGUGUUUGAUGUAAUGAGAUGAAGAAAUGUAGUUAGAAUGCACUCACCAGUGGAUUCUCAUUCUUCCCUAUCUCACUCACGGUCAGCAGCUCCUGAUGUAGUUGCAAGCAGUGGCAUAACAAUCGUCCGUGAAAGGUGCAUGGAACUGUAUAAGGUAGAAAUGCCCCAAGGUUGAAUGGUGAAGAUCAUCUGGUUUCUCAAAGCAAUUCCAAAGCAUGUCUUUAUAGGCUGGCUAAGGGUUCACAACAGACUGUCCACAAAAGACCGAAUGUUGUAGUGAUGUGCUAAUCUUGAUACCUAUUUUGUAAUUCUUCUAUCUCAAUGAGGAUGAGGUGAACCAUAAUGAGCUAGGUGCCGAAUAAAAUCCAAAGUUCCUUUGGCCUGAGAUUAUGCUCUAUGAUUAGAAAUCUGUUGUGUCUAGAUUGGCAUUGGGGUCUACUGUGUGUCAUAUUUGGCUUCAGAGGAAUGCUAGUAUUCAUCAAGGAAGACUACCUUUUGAAGAGGCUAUGGUCAAAAUGAUCAGGUGGGAAGUGAAGAUCAAAGUUGAAUGUAACAGUUACUGCAAUUCUAUUCAAAACAGGAGAAUAUGCUGUCUUUGUGGGGUAUUUCGUGUUCAUCAGAAUAGUAGCAGUUAAUGGUCCUUUUCUCCUUGAAUUAACAGAUUUGCAAAUUUAAUUUUGUAACGUUUAUGGUGCAAUGUAGAUUGUUUCUGUAUUGGUGUUGUAUUGUUUGGUUGUAUUUUGAACUGAUUGUACAUCUGUUUUUUUUUAAUGAAUUGCUCUUUCAUCCAAAACAGAAGAUUGCUUCUUCUUUUUUUCAUGGUUGUAUCUGCUCUGCAGUCUUUGUUA
Molecule: messenger RNA, 4551 nt
Organism: Quercus lobata
Lineage: Eukaryota; Viridiplantae; Streptophyta; Magnoliopsida; Fagales; Fagaceae
Product: pentatricopeptide repeat-containing protein At3g26540-like
Exons: 7
Coding region: 808-2937 (709 amino acids)
Biological process (GO): RNA modification
Molecular function (GO): RNA binding; protein binding
Source: RefSeq, a predicted model, not a curated record